AUGGUGACUCCGCCUCAGAAAGAUCGGGAUUUCUCCCCUGUGAAUCUUCUGGAACCUUCUGGGACCUUCUGGAACCUUCUGGAAAUGGCUGGAAGCAACCCAGGGCCCGAGCGGAGGAUCGUCCUGGUGGGCAAGACCGGCAACGGGAAAAGCGCGACGGGAAACGCCAUCCUGGGAAGCAAAGCCUUUCACGCGUCGGCGUCCCCGAAGUCCAUCACUCUGAGUUGCGAAAAGAAGGAGACGGCGUGGAACGGCCGUAAGGUGGUGGUGGUCGACACGCCGGGCUUUUUCGACACCAAGGUCCCGGCGCACAAAACGGCGGAGGAAGUGAAGAAGUGCGUGAAGAUGUGCGCCCCGGGCCCGCACGUCAUCGUGCAGGUGAUUCGUCCGGGCCGUUUCUCCCAGGAGGAGGCGGACGUGGCUGAGCUGAUCAAGGAGAUCUUCAACCUCAACGCCAAGAAUUACAUGAUCCUCUUGUUCACCCGGAAAGAGGACCUGGAAGGUAAAACUCUGGAGGAAUUCCUCUCCGAGGACGAUUCCUCUCUUCGGGAUCAAGUCUCCGAGUGCGGGUCCCGAAUCCUGGCUUUCGACAACAAGGCCGAAGGAAAAGAACAAAGGACCCAGGUGGCCCAGCUGAUGAGCAUGAUCGACCAGCUGGUGUUCAUGAACCGCGAAGCGCCGUAUUACACGGAAGACAUGAUGAAGAAGGACGAAAAGCAGUAUAAGAAA
Molecule: messenger RNA, 729 nt
Organism: Protobothrops mucrosquamatus (brown spotted pit viper)
Lineage: Eukaryota; Metazoa; Chordata; Lepidosauria; Squamata; Viperidae
Product: GTPase IMAP family member 4-like
Exons: 3
Molecular function (GO): GTP binding
Source: RefSeq, a predicted model, not a curated record